GAAGUUGUCAUUUUUCUGUUUGAAUAAAUAUAUUUAUAUAGUUGGAAAUUUAAUGCAGGCUUUUAACAGUUGUAGAAUAGAAUGUAUGCGUGUACAGUAAAAAGAAUAGGAAACUUUUAAAGGAACAGGAAAAAGUGUCAAUCAAAAAGCUUGAUGAGCGUCAUAUUUCUGACUCUGUUUUAUUCUAGCACUGCUUCUCUGGUAUUUUCCUUGCCGCUACCACAACUACAAAAUGACAGAUUAGAACCAUCGCUAAGGUACAGGCACCACCGGCGUAUGAAAAUUCCGCAGCACACUGUUAGAUCUGCAGUUGCAACGGAAUGUCAACCUCCGUUGCCGGGUCGUAUACCCAACGAUGCGUGUGCUGCUUUGCCGUGUUCGUUCCAUAAUGAAUGUGAGGGUGCUGAGACAAGAUGUUGCUUCAACGGUUGUAUAUAUUCUUGUACCGUUUCUUUUGACCGCAGUCCGCCUUUGAUUGAUUGGAUGACUGUACACACAAGAGAAAUGGAUAAUUCUGUCAUUAAUUUGGAAGACGUUGAUUACGAAAUUCAAACUGGCGAAGAUUUGAUUGAAAGUCAUAACAAUCAAGAGAUGUUGGGAGAAAUUUGCUCGACCACGAUCGACGAGGAAGGAAACCCACCGCUGGAUUGCCCACACGGGUAUAUCUGCCACGUUGAAAACGGUGGGCAUCCCGAUCAAGGUGUUCCUGAUAGUGGACGGUGUAUGGCAAUUGAUUUAAACGAAAACACAUAGUUUCCCCCUUUUAGUUCACCUUAAAAAAUCCAAAAAUUGUUUCCAAAUAUAUUGUUGUUUUGCCGUUUGCUUGCCCUUUAUUGCGUGUCAAAUCCUAUACAUGUCUGGCACGAAUGAUAUUAAAUUGUAUGGAUUUUAUUUAAAAUU
Ciona intestinalis (vase tunicate) is the source of this 900-nucleotide messenger RNA. RefSeq names its product WAP four-disulfide core domain protein 1-like. The record is from RefSeq and is a predicted model, not a curated record. NCBI's taxonomy places the organism in Eukaryota, Metazoa, Chordata, Ascidiacea, Phlebobranchia, Cionidae. Gene Ontology annotation, biological process: regulation of cell growth.